Molecule: messenger RNA, 4635 nt
Organism: Drosophila santomea
Lineage: Eukaryota; Metazoa; Arthropoda; Insecta; Diptera; Drosophilidae
Gene: Pka-C1
Product: cAMP-dependent protein kinase catalytic subunit 1
Exons: 2
Coding region: 378-1439 (353 amino acids)
Biological process (GO): peptidyl-serine phosphorylation
Cellular component (GO): nucleus; cAMP-dependent protein kinase complex
Molecular function (GO): cAMP-dependent protein kinase activity; ATP binding
Source: RefSeq, a predicted model, not a curated record
AAAUAGCUAAGUCCAUUUUGCAGUUCCUCAAAAAGAAAAAGUCCCAUCAUAGUUCCACAUCCGGCGAGGGCAAGCUACAGGCGCAGUCCAGUUGCGAGGAGGAGGGCGGAGCGGCAGCGGGAGGAGCGGGAGCGGCAGCGGGACCUCCAGCGGACCAGGCUAGCAGCAGCAGCAGCGGCCCCUCGUCAGCAGCCGCCGCCCACAAGAGUACGCCCCCCGCCGCCACGACCACGCCCGGUUCAGGGGCGGAUUCAGGAGGUGCCAGCGGAGGAGCAGGAGGAGGGGGAGGAGGACCUAGCAGCUCCGGCGACGAUCAGGCCCAAGUGUCGGCCAGCGCAACGUUCCGUUUGUCAUCGCUAACAGGCACCAUCUCCAAGAUGGGCAACAACGCCACCACGUCGAACAAGAAGGUCGAUGCCGCCGAGACGGUGAAGGAGUUCCUCGAGCAGGCCAAGGAGGAGUUCGAGGACAAGUGGCGACGCAAUCCGACCAACACCGCCGCCCUCGAUGACUUCGAACGCAUCAAGACCCUGGGCACUGGCUCCUUUGGCCGUGUCAUGAUUGUCCAGCACAAGCCCACGAAAGACUAUUAUGCCAUGAAGAUCCUCGAUAAGCAGAAGGUGGUCAAGCUGAAGCAGGUGGAGCACACGCUGAACGAGAAGCGAAUCCUGCAGGCCAUCCAGUUUCCCUUCCUCGUCUCGCUGCGCUACCAUUUCAAGGACAACUCCAACCUCUACAUGGUGCUGGAGUAUGUGCCCGGUGGCGAGAUGUUCUCCCACCUGCGCAAGGUGGGCCGCUUCUCGGAGCCGCAUUCGCGCUUCUAUGCGGCGCAAAUCGUGCUGGCCUUCGAGUACCUGCACUACUUGGACCUCAUCUACCGCGAUCUGAAGCCGGAGAAUCUGCUGAUUGACUCGCAGGGCUACCUCAAGGUGACGGACUUCGGUUUUGCCAAGCGGGUCAAGGGCCGCACCUGGACGCUGUGCGGCACGCCCGAAUACCUGGCCCCGGAAAUCAUUCUGUCCAAGGGCUAUAACAAGGCCGUCGACUGGUGGGCGUUGGGCGUGCUCGUCUACGAAAUGGCCGCCGGCUAUCCGCCGUUCUUUGCGGAUCAGCCGAUCCAGAUCUACGAGAAGAUCGUAUCCGGCAAGGUGCGCUUCCCAUCUCACUUUGGCUCCGAUCUGAAGGACCUGCUGCGCAACCUGCUGCAGGUGGAUCUGACCAAGCGCUACGGCAAUCUGAAGGCGGGCGUCAAUGAUAUUAAGAACCAGAAGUGGUUCGCCUCCACCGACUGGAUUGCGAUCUUCCAAAAGAAAAUCGAGGCGCCGUUCAUUCCGCGGUGUAAGGGUCCCGGCGACACGAGCAAUUUCGAUGAUUACGAGGAGGAGGCGCUGCGGAUCUCCAGCACCGAGAAGUGUGCCAAGGAGUUUGCUGAAUUCUAGAGGAGCUCUUCGCCAGUCAGCCCAAUCCCCUCGUUCUGCAGGCGCCUGCAACUGCAAUUGUAUCCGCUAAUGCGAUUGUAUCAGCAACUGCUCCUGCUGUUGCCACCGCCGUGGCAUCGCGGACCACGUCCUCAUCGUCGUUGUCGUCGUCUUGUCUAUAUGUCUACUACUUACAACUACAACAACUGUAACAGCCCCCACAACACUAAAACUACAGCCACAUCUUCGUCUGCCUAUCUAUCCGCAUCUACUCCACAUCCACACUUUUGUCAACAUUGGAUUUCUCACCACACACCACAAUUUACAUCAACCAUUUCCCUUCGUGUUCAAGUGGAACAGUUCGAAGACACAGCCGGAACAAUCUAUUCAUCGAGUGUGUGAAGAAGAGUGGAAGGACUUGGAAGACGAUUUGAAAUCCGGAUACCGAAACAAGAUAUAGAAACCGAUAAAAUAAUGACUUACACAUUAAUAUUCAUUCAUAACAUAUAGCGUAUUUAACCACGAGACUACAGAUAUUUAGUUGUAAACGUAGCUUAGUCUUAACUAAAGAAUACAAGAGGAACCCAUUAAGAACCAACAACAGAAGCAAGUGCAAAAGCGAAAGUGAAUGGAAGACACUAAAAAAAAACAUUAGAGGAAAAUCAUAAGAGGAAAUCCAGGAGAAUCGUCAUCUAAACCAGGGCUAAAGAAUUUUCAUUUCAUUUCAAUUCGAUCGAUCGAAUGAUCCAGGUCGGUUACUCAGUCAGCUGCAGCAACAUCAAGUUGAAAGAGUAUAAAACGCUUUAAUAAUUUUUAAAUGAAAUACAAAAGGUUAAAUGUAACACAAAAAUUAUGGCGCACACAGUGUGCUUGACAAAAAAAAACCAAGCGGCAUCAGCAAGCAAACAAAAGAAGGCAGGCAGGCAGGCAAAUAUUGCGAUUCAUUAAAGUUGUAAUGAGAUUGAGUACGGAAGAAGAGCAGAAUCGUGUUUGAGGCCCUCAGAAUAACCAGAAGCAAAAGCAAAUGAGGACACUGGUCAUUCAGUUGGGUGACCGGUGAGUGAAAUCAGUCCACUGGAAGCUCUUUUGCCCCCCGCCUUCCCGCUAAGCGAGCUUCAAUACAAGUAGCCCCGAAAAUUUGGCGUCUUUACCGUCUAAACCGUAGACAUGUCUCUAGAUAUUUAUAUAUAUUCGCGUAUAUAAAUGUUGUACAAUCAGCGACGACGUGCAACAAUAAACCAAACGCCCGCCCGCCCCGGAUCAAAAAACAGUAACAGAACACAGAACCAGAACUUAAAGCUGAAUCAGAGCAUUAUGCCCAUAACCAAGUAUGCGCACUCACUCAUAAAUAGUUGUCCAUCCACUCACUACUCGCAAGGUACCCACACCAACUACUCAAAACUCAAAAGUAUAAAACACACUAAAGCAAGUAAACGUAAACGUAAAAGUAACAAGAAACAUUUGAAACGCAGCAAGAAAUAUAUAAAGUAAAGAAAAAGAAAUCUAAAUGUUUACAUUUAAGCAACAUAAGAAAAGAAAACAAAAAAAAAUCAACUGAAAUUUGUGUGUAAAAAACGUAUAAAACUUAGCAUUAAUGAAACUAAAGAGAAGCGGAUGCCGAAGAUGUCGACGGAAUCAUGUCUAUAUAUACACAAAGAUUGAAGCAUUAUACUUACCAGGAGCAGAACAAAGCGAAUAUCAUGUGCUAAGUAUAAUUAAUUGGAGCAAAGAGGAAAAUGAAGAGUAAAAGGCAACUAUAGCAGUUAUAUUCAAGUAAAUAUCGAUCGGAGUUAUUUAUUGUUUCGUUAUGUGCGGAGAGGAGUGGAAAUCAUUUUAACUGGCCGUUAGGAUCCAUCGAAUCGUUUUCGAACAACCUUUUCAAUUUUGAUGGCACUUCUCCGUAUUAUUCCUUCCCUGUUAUUAUUUAUUUCUAAAAGUGAAGACUUUUAAAUUAUGUUGUUGUGAGAAGAGAGAUAUAAAGAGCGAGAGCAACUCGGGAUCGUAACAGAUAACAAAUAAUAUUUAAUUUAUAGAUACUUUUUAUGUUUUCUAUGAUUAUUUGUUCAACUAGUUGCGAGACAAAAGUCAUAAAUAGGCAUUAAUUAAGCAUCUAAAUUUAAUGGUAAAUAAACGUAAACAAAGCAAAAACCGAAAUCAAUCGACUAAGAAGACGAUGUUUGUAGCCACGAAAUGUUCACAUCACAACCAGAAUGUCUCCCCUUUUUAUGAAACAUACACAUGUUUAUGUGUUUCCGACUCGUGUUUGUGUGCAAACCUGUCGCCGAUCCUUUGAUUUGUGUCCUUUGUCAGUCACCCACAACCACACCACAACCACACUCACACCCAAAACCACACCCACAACCACACACAGACAACACACUCACACAUAAGCAUAUUCUGAAAAUAAUCUACGGUAGUCUGAGCAUACAAAUUUAAUGUGGAUAUAUAAAACAAAAUACAAGUAUAUAUAUUCGAAACAUAUGUGCAGUAAGAGGGCAAGAAGGCGAUCUUUAAUUUUGUGCAAUUUCUUUCCUGUGUUAGUUAACUUUUUACGAUAGCUGUUAGCGCAGCUCUUUGAAUAUGCAGAUACAGUAUCUGAGGAGCCCUACCUGAGCUUUACUAUCUGACUAACGAUUUGAAUGCUUUACGUUUUUGUAUUAAAGAUACAUUAUGCACUAACUUGUACUACUUUUAUCAUCUGUCUAUUCUUUUGUACUCUAAAUCCCUUCCCCUGAGUCAAAAAGUUUGUUCGGUUAGUUUAGCCAGUAAAGAGGAAACCCUUUCGUUGUUGUUUCAUGUGAGUGCGUGCGAGGUACAUAUUAACUAAAUAAACAUACAUAUAUAUAUACAUAUAUGAAUAUUAUGUGUGUGACAAGAACCAGAACGCAAGAAAAUGAGAAAGCAAAAUUCACGUUAUUUAAUUUAGUUUGUACAUUUAAGUUUAUAUAGCAAGUGCAUAUAUAUAUACAAAAAUAUAUAUAUAUAUAUUUAAAAACCAACAAAUAAGAUGAAAAGUCUUGAAAAAAAAAUAAAACAUACAAAAACAACCAAACAAACACAACAAACAAGCAUACAAUAAAAAACAAAUUUGCGAAAAAUUAAAAGAAUUAUAAGUAAAAUGAUGGUUUAAAGAGGAGAGGAAGAGAAACAACAAAACACAAAGGAAAAGAAACAAACAAAAAAACCAAUAAAAUGAAUUUGAAAUCCUUAAAAAAUA